AUGGCGUGGCAGACACCCGGCGCAUGGAAAUCGCCUUUCGUAAAGCAACCAGAGGAUGACUCAAGCUUCCCUGGGCUCAAGCCCACGAGCCCAGAGGCUACCAACAAGAUUGAAUAUGAGGAGCUCCAGCAGAACGAACUGUUGGCCCUAGAAGCCAUCUAUGGAGAGGACUUUGUCCAGCACAGCGGUACCCAUAGUGCUUGGCAGAAAGCAGAACCAUGUUUCGACAUACGGAUCAAAGCACCAACGGACGAAGACUAUGCCGUCACCAUGGGCUUUGUUUUAAAUGCCACAUAUCCCAAAACUCCACCGAUCAUUACCAUAAAGGAGCAGGGCUUCCUCCGCGAGGUGACUCAGUUCAAGAUCCAAAAGUUCAUCGAGACCCAGCCCAAGAUCUUUGCCAAGGACGAGCAAGAAAUGGUCGACCAGAUUGUCGAGGGCAUCCGCGAAAUCCUUGAAGAGGCUGCCCAGGCAAAAGCUGCUGGAAAAAACCUCCCCUCACUUGAGGAGGAGCGCGAGCGGCACGAGGCCGAGGCCGCCAGGGCCGCCCAGAAACAAAAGGAAGAGGAUGACCGCAAAAGAAAUGAAGAAACACGAGAAGAAGAGCGGGUCAUUGCGGAAAUGUUACAACAGCAGCUGGAUCGCCAACGUCAAAAGGCAAAAGAAUCUCGUCAAAGCCGUCGACCCAAUGGCGCCAACCAGCACCCGGCUACACAAGCUACCGAAACUCUCGACGAUCGCGUUGAUUUUGACCAGUUUUGUAACUCUGUCGAUAAAUCUGGAAACGAAAUCACGUUUCGAUCUGUCGCAAUGAAAUGCGACGAACGCCAAGGCAAGGUAUCUGUGGUCUAUACAGUCCGCCCCAUUGUACCUAGCGGCGUCUGUAACCAGACGCUCGCGCUCAAAGAAGCCACUUUGAAAUCUUCCGGCAAAGAAUCACAGGACUUUAGAAAGCAACUACAGUCCCUAGAGUCGCGUCUCCAAGAUUUGAAAUCGGCCAAGAAGGUUAGCCAUAGGCAGAUUGUUGAGAUUUUGGACUUUAAGGUGGAAGGUGGAAUCCCUUCCGACCCUUCUGUAGCCAACGCCUGGACAGUCAGGAUCCUCAUGCCACUUGCUGAAAAAGGUCCUCUGGAGGAACUGCUCGAGCUGGCGGGAAAUCUCGAAGUAAGCAAGGUCAGAUCUUGGACUCGAGAUUUACUCGAUGCACUCAAUUUCCUACACAAUAAGAAUAUUGCGCACCAGUGCAUCCAUGCCGGGAAUAUUCUACUUUUCAGAGAAUCCACUGGCGAGAUUGUACCGAAAAUUGCCGAUGCGUGGUAUCAGCGAGAAAUUCAUGCUCUCUGCGAGCAGAAGCAGGGCCUGCCUGGCGUCAACUCUGCCAAAUCUGCGUACUGGCUUCCACCAGAAAUUGCUGCCGCGUCGAGGCCAGUCUACACUUAUAAAACUGAUAUAUGGGACUUUGGUAUAGUAUUUGUCCAGAUGAUCUUUGGACUUGAUGUGCUGCGCAAAUACUCGUCGCCGAAGAACUUGAUGGAGUCUCUCUUGCUCUCGCAGCCUCUGCAAGAGCUUGUCGGCCGAUUCUUCAAAGAAGACAAGCAAAAGCGUCCGCGAGCUUUCGAAUUAAGCUCUAGCGAGUUUCUAGCCACUGAUGCUCCGGUUCUCUUUGACGACUCUUCAGCUGUCCUCUCCAGUGUGCCGUCUCUUACUUCUCUACAAGCUCCACCCAUGCGCUUGCGACGCGACUCGCAUAACAGAGGAGCCGCGAUCUCUAGAUAUACAGAGGACUUUGUAGAAGAAGGACGGCUCGGAAAGGGUGGCUUUGGUGAAGUUGUCAAAGCUAGGAAGAAGCUUGACGGGCAGAUUUAUGCCAUAAAGAAGAUUACCCAGCGAUCGUCAACAUCCUUGACAGAAAUUCUGAAAGAAGUGAGACUGCUCUCUCAACUCAGUCAUCCUGCAGUGGUCAGAUACUACAAUACUUGGGUAGAGGAGGUUGCCGACUUUACCGACACUGAGGGAGAGACGUCAACGGAUGACUAUACUGGAGAGACCCAAGAGACCGAAUCCAAUGGCCUGGAGAUUCAAUUUGCUACCAGUACUGGGGGACUGGACUUUAUGUCAUCCAAUGCACCCAUCGAAUACUCCGAAGGAAGCGACGAAGACGAAGACGACGAUGAUACUGAAGGCGAAGAUGAUAGCUCCACCUCCGACGAGGAAGACGUACACAAUCCUGGUUCGCCCGUUAAGGCUAGGCAGGCCGGUCAGGUUCGCAGAGCAAGAUUUCAGAAACCCUAUCGAACUAUCCUCUACAUCUCGAUGGAAUACUGCGAGAAACGAACGCUGCGCGACUUGAUCUCGCGUAAUUUGUUUCAGAAUACCAGUGAGAUUUGGCGCCUCUUCCGUCAGAUCUUGGAAGGGCUCUCUCAUAUUCACGGACUGAGCAUUGUUCAUCGCGAUCUCAAACCGGAAAACAUAUUCAUCAGCAGCAGCGCAGACGGAAUUGACAAUGUCAAGAUUGGCGACUUUGGCCUCGCCACUAGCGGCCAAUUCUCAAUUGACAAGGCUGCUGCUGGGGGGCAUAUGGAAACUGACGACAUGACCAGAAGUAUCGGCACUGCGUACUACUCUGCACCAGAAGUUCGCUCCGCGGCGCAUGGGAUGUACAGUACCAAAGUUGAUAUGUAUUCACUCGGAAUCAUCUUUUUCGAGAUGUGUUACCAACCGAUGAUGGGCAUGCAAAAGGCGGAUGUCAUUGGCCAACUGCGACGACACAAGCCGGUCAUGCCCAACGAUUUUAAGCCUGCGGAAAAGUCAAUGACGGAGAUAAUUCUAUCGCUGGUGAAUCACAACCCCAAAGAGCGACCGUACAGUGCAGAGCUACUGAAGAGCGGCAAGCUCCCGGUGCAAAUGGAAAGCGAAACCAUCCGACGCACUCUGGCAGGCCUGGCCGACCCUAAUUCCCCAUACUAUCGUAAGAUGUUGUCGACACUGUUUACCCAUCCAGUUGAGGCUACCAAAGAUUACGCCUGGGACAUGUUCGCGAAUGCACCGACAGCAUCCGAGCUCAUGGCAAGGUACAUGGUCAAGACGGAACUGAUUUCAAUUUUCCGCCGCCACGGUGCGGUCGAGGCGACUCGUGGUGCCAUUUACCCAAGAUCUUCUCAAUAUGGAGACAACGUCGUGCAGCUCCUUGACCAAAACGGAACGGUAUUGCAGCUCCCAUAUGACCUGAUGAUGGGACACGCGCGAAUGCUAGCCAAAAACGCAAGUGGGCCAAUAGUACCGAAAACAUUCGCGUUUGGUAGUGUCUUUCGCGACAAACAAGAUACAGGGCAGCCACAGAUGUUCGGAGAGGUAGAUUUCGAUAUCGUUAGCACCGACGCCUUGGACCUAGCGCUUAAGGAAGCGGAGGCUCUGAAGGUUAUCGACGAGAUCCUCAUCGCCUUUCCCUCUCUAUCGGCAACUCCUAUGAGCUUUUAUCUUGGCCACUCUGAUCUGUUGCAUUUGAUUUAUGAGCACUGCGGUAUUGAGCCAGCUAAUCGACGCGCCACGUCAGAUGUUCUUAGUCGACUCAACAUCCACAGCUUCACGUGGCAAAAGAUUCGCAUGGAGCUUCGGUCCCCUGCCGUAGGUCUUUCAGCCACUAGCGUUGAUGAACUUCAGCAGUUUGACUUUAGGGAUACUCCGAACAAGACAUUUGCCAAGCUGAAGAAGUUGUUUGAGGGCACAGACAUGUACCAAAGAGCGUCUCCGACCAUUGCUCAUCUGAAAGAAGUCGCCGAGUAUGCCAAACGCUUUGGUGUCGUGACCAAAAUCUACAUCAGUCCACUCAACAGUUUGAAAGAAAGCUUCUACUCAGGCGGAUUACUAUUCUCGUGUCUCUACACCAAAAAGGUCAAGGAUGUAUUUGCCGCUGGCGGUCGCUACGAUGCCCUGAUCAAGGAGCAGCGGCCCAAGAUGGGUGGCAAUUUUGACGAGCGCCACGCCGUCGGCUUCAGCAUUGCAUGGGAACGCCUCGCUCGCAUCCCCAAAGCCGGCGGCAAAGCAUUCCUGAAGAAGAUGGAAGAUGAUACGAACAGCCUGGCCAACCCCAGACGCUGCGAUAUCCUCGUCGCCAGCUUUGAUCCAGCGAUGCUGCGAUCCUCGGGCGUCGAGCUGCUCCACACCCUCUGGGCGCAGGAUAUCAGCGCCGAACUCGCCAAGGACUCGCGCUCCCCAGAAGACUUGCUGCAGAAGCACAGAGACGAUAAUUACUCGUGGAUCAUCAUCCUCAAGCCCGAAUCCAUGCUCAAGAUCAAAUCACUGCUCCGCAAGGACGUCGCCGAUGUCGACAUCCCCGCCGCCCAGCUGACCGCCUGGCUGCGCACCGAGCUGCACAAACGUGACACCAAGGGUAGCAGCAGCAGUAGCAACAACCGCAAGAGUAUCAUUGCCGCCCAAGGCGAGAAUGCAUCCGCCGCUGCCGCCGCCGAAAGGGAGCGCGAGCAGGAUGUCAAGGUGCUCGUCGCGCAGACGCGCAGCAAGAAAUUUAACCGCCGCACUGUCGUGGAGCAGGCCCAGGUCAGCGCCGCCAACCUGGUGACGUCGUUCCUUGAGGGCCCCAUCCUCGCGGUCGAGACGUCGGAGCAGGUCAUGACCAUGAUAGCCGGCACGCGGCUCUCGGACACGGAGAGCUGGCGCAAGGUCGACCACGGCGUGACGACGACGGAGAAGAAGUAUGUGCGCGAGAUUCACGACCAGCUGGACAACUGGAAGUUUGCGCAUGAUCGCAAGACGGCAACGCGGCACUCGUUUCUGUAUAAUUUCAGGACGGGAACGUGUCUUUACUAUGAUUUGGCGGCAUAG
Molecule: messenger RNA, 4842 nt
Organism: Akanthomyces muscarius
Lineage: Eukaryota; Fungi; Ascomycota; Sordariomycetes; Hypocreales; Cordycipitaceae
Exons: 2
Coding region: 1-4842 (1613 amino acids)
Biological process (GO): regulation of translational initiation by eIF2 alpha phosphorylation; DNA damage checkpoint signaling
Molecular function (GO): eukaryotic translation initiation factor 2alpha kinase activity; ATP binding; protein binding
Source: RefSeq, a predicted model, not a curated record